AUGUGACGUGACGCUGUUCUCGCUGACAACUCGGGAGCGAGUGUAGGGCUAUAGAUGUCGAUAAUUUUACUACCAUGUAGCUCAUUAAAAGGGAUGUGUGUUUCAAAGUAGGAUUAAAAGAUACCUAGUAAUUAAACGAAGGAACUAUGGCAGAAAAGAAAUAUAACGGAGCUCCAUUUGGCACACAGACAGCGAGGUUUGAUGUAUCAGGAGUUCAUCCCAAAAGCAAAUACCCUGGCACUUUCACAGAGAUACCUUAUGACAAAAAAUCUAUAGAUGUAUUGAACCGACGACUAGGACCAGGAUCAUACAAGGUUGACAAUGGAGGGUUCAGCUCGAAGUCUGUAGAAGAACGAGCAUCAGGUCCAGGAUGGUCUCGUGCCUACGAGGUAGAGAGAAUGGCUGCCCUACCUCACCUUCUACAUAAAGAUCAAUGGGAACUGAAGAAGAUGCUGGCAAGGAAACUUGGUCCUGGUUCAUACGAUAUCAAAGAUUUCCUGCAGAAUGGUGAUGAAAAACCAAGGAGCUACCGGGGUAUCUGUCAGACCCUGUCAUAUCGUUUCAAGGAUCAGUCUGUGGACAACACCCCAGGGCCUGGAACAUAUGGAGAUGGUGGUGUGCCACAUGCAGCCAUUAUCCAGAAGGAAAAGAAAUCAGCCAGUACAAUUGGCAUGUUGGAUGCUGGGUCGUCCACGCCAAGAAACCUUCCCACUGUGGGCUCUGAGCUGGGACCUGGUACAUACAACUUUAAGAGUUUCGCAGAGGAGCGAGUAAACAAGGUUACAAGUCUACGUGGACCUUACGACUUGUUUUCUGGUGACAGAAACAAACCAAUCACAGUAGGACAUCUAGCAGCACCAAAACUAGCCAAUCUGGGACCAGGUCAAUAUGAUUUACAAUCUUUUGUGGAUGAUCUUAAGACAGUUCACAGGAAACGCCAGGGCAAGUUUGGUAAGGUGAAACAACCGCCUACUAAGGCUACAGAGAGGAUAUUCUGUCACACCCUACAACAGUGUCCAAAGGAAGAGUCAUUCCCUGGACCUGGGAGUUACGAGCCGGUAGAGCUGUCCAAACCUGGGUCAAAGAAUGCACCAGGAUUCUUAUCAACUGCACAGAGGAAUGACAAGAUGUCACAACGAUUCUUCACCAGGAACUUUAAUCCUGUUGGACCAGGCCGGUAUGACAUUCAGAAGUGGGAAGAGGCACAGCACAGGAACGGCAAUGACAGUGUGUUCAAGUCACGAACGGGCAAACUCAAUGCAGCCAUGGAAAAAUUCCUCAAGGAGCGAGUUCGGCCCAAGGAUGUGCGGUUAGAAGACAGAGUAUUUAUAGUAACACCUGAACCCCCAGCAGGUUACAUGUUACGAUCAAAAGAACAGAUGCAAUUUGCCGCACGGAAAGCAGCUACUGUGGUAUAAAUCACUCCAACAUAGACAUUCGGUGCACGCACGAGGCUACAUGUAGAGCUAGCCUUUCUUGUUCCUAGCAUUUUUUUAACGUCUACCUUAUCGCAUGCACUUUGUUGGAGUUUUGUGAACCAGGAGUAUUAUUGUUUUACUAGUUAUAGUAAAUGAACAGUUGUUGAGCGUCCAAAUGUAACUUAAUUUAGAAGUAAAAGUUGGCAUAAUAUCUGGAAGAAAUUGUCAAGACAUUCAAGUGAGUUGGCAUUAAAUUUAAUAAUUUUGUGAUUAUUUUUUUUGUCAAGUCUCAAUUGCAUGUGGGAUAUAUUUUUGAAUGCAGUGCAUACUAAUAUAUAUGAUUGUGUAUGAAGUAAUUGAUCAAGUAUAAAGGAUUAUAGGUAUGGUAACAAAAAUGAUUGAUGGAAGCAUCCGAUACAUUAAACUUUCAUUUGAUCUGCUUUCAAAUUGUA
Molecule: messenger RNA, 1870 nt
Organism: Mizuhopecten yessoensis (Yesso scallop)
Lineage: Eukaryota; Metazoa; Mollusca; Bivalvia; Pectinida; Pectinidae
Product: lymphocyte expansion molecule-like
Exons: 10
Coding region: 147-1418 (423 amino acids)
Source: RefSeq, a predicted model, not a curated record